Messenger RNA from Triticum aestivum (bread wheat), 1536 nucleotides. RefSeq names its product ubiquitin C-terminal hydrolase 12. Lineage: Eukaryota; Viridiplantae; Streptophyta; Magnoliopsida; Poales; Poaceae. The coding region runs from base 178 to 1536 and encodes 452 amino acids. The record is from RefSeq and is a predicted model, not a curated record. The transcript has 13 exons.
UCUCUUUUUUUCCCUGGAGGAGCGUACUGCUGCUUCUCCCGUACACAAUUCGGUACGUUUCCCUUUUCAGCGGCAACAAUCCGCGGCCGCAGCGCGCGGCGCCGGCCGAAAACCCCAACAGUGCCCACGAGCACUACGGGAGCCCCACGACUGGCAGAAGUUCUCCCCAUCGCCGCCAUGGCGCAGGAUCACCGGACUAUCAAGGUGGCGAGGGAUGAGGAUUUGCGGUCGCAGAUUGGGAGCGGGGGCUUCUAUUUCGAUCUCGUCGACUUCGACAGAGUGCGGGCUUUCCAGGUCCCGGUUGGCACCACCGUAAUCCUUUUCAUGGAGGAACUCGUAAAAGAACUUGGUACCCCUGUUAAGUUUCAACGCCUCUGGUUGUGCCAGCGACGGCAAAACGGGACACGCCGCCCUAGCAGGCCUUUGAAUUCCAAAGAAAAGAAACUAUCUAUCGGAAGGGUUUUUUCGGCUGAUGUGAAGCUGUUUUUGGAGGUGCUCAAUCCUUGCUCUCCACGAAAUCUAAACAGGGAAUAUCUAUUGGUGUUUUUAAAGUUCUAUGACCCAGAACAAACACAGCUACGGUAUAUCGGAACGCUGUUUGUGAGUUGUUCAUCAAGGCCUUUAGAUAUUCUCCCAAAACUAAGAAGCGUAGCUGGUUUUUGUGCAGACGAGGAAAUAGAAUUGUAUGAGGAAAUCAAAUUCGAACCAAAUGUGAUGUGUGAAGCCUUAGACAUUCAUCAUACCUUUACAGUCAACCAGAUUGAAAAUGGGGACAUCAUCUGCUUCCAGAAAAGACCCAAGUCAUGCAACCAGCAUUUAUACCCUUCUGUUAAAUUGUUCCUCGAACAUGUUCAUAAACUGACGAAAGAAGGAAGGAACAUAUGUGCGCUAGAAGAGGAGAUUGUUGAAUUCAGACGUCUUUCUGAUCUUAAUAUAGCGGGAAAAUUUGAAUGUACUCAGUUGAGACAUGAACGAGACAAUGCAAUGCGACAGGUGGACGAGUUUCGGGGUCAGAAUGAUUUAGUUCACCUUCAAAUAGAAGAGGCAAAAAAAGAGUGUAACCAGUUGAGACAUGAAAGAGACAAUGCAAUGCGACAGGUGGACGAGUUUCAGGGUCAGAAUGAUUUAGUUCGCCUUCAAAUAGAAGAGGCAAAAAAAGAGUGUGACCAGUUGAGACAUGAACGAGACAAUGCAGUGCGACAGAUAGAUGCAUUACUGACUCAGAAUACUGUGGGUCGCAUUCAAAUAGAAGAGGCAAAAAUGGAAUGUGGUCAGUUAAAGCAUGAACGAGAUAGUGCAGCUCGACAGGUGGAUGAAUUACGGGAUAGGAACUCUCAAUUUAUUCUCGAGUUCCGCCUUACAUGUUUGGAACAAGCAACAGAGCAUUUCAAGGAUCUGUGCAAGAUGGAGGACACUGAAUAUGGAUGUGUGUAUAAAGGCAUUAUAAACAACACUAUGGUAGCAAUCAAGCUAUCCAAAUCCGAGAGUUUGUUUCAACAAGAGGUAGCCUUCGCCUGUUGUGAUAGUGGUACUUAG